Molecule: messenger RNA, 651 nt
Organism: Linum trigynum
Lineage: Eukaryota; Viridiplantae; Streptophyta; Magnoliopsida; Malpighiales; Linaceae
Source: the annotation of a GenBank genome assembly
AUGUGUAUGGAUCAUUCAAUAUCCCAGAGGAGGAAGAUAGGUGCAGUGAAGGUGUGUGUUGAGGUUAGCGCUAAGAAGCCUUUGGUGAACAGGAUCAGUAUUACCCCUGAUGAUAUGGAGGAGAUGUAUAUUGGGGUUGAUUAUUGUGGCUUGCCCCGUUGUUGCUCAGCCUGUGGUGUCUUUGGUCUUGACUGUUCGAUGCCUCCUCUGGGAGCUUCAACCAAGAGGGUUUGGAGACCGAAGAAACUGCAGGUUGCACCAAUACAAGAGGUGGGUAAUGUGGUUUCUAAUCAGACAGUUGGGGAAAAAGAACCAGUGAAAGAUGGGAUUAUUGUUGAGAAUGCUGGGGAGGGUGUGUCCGAGAAGGGUAAGGAAGUAAUAGUUGAUUCCACUCCUCCAGUCAUUGCGAGUGCACUUCCCUCACACGAGGAGUUUAACAAAGUCAUAAAUGGAGCUAAAUCGAAGUCUACUCCCAGGAAGUCUGCACCAGUCUUGCACUCUAAUGCCUUAGAGCUGCUUUGUGGGAGAGAUAUCAAAUUACAGGCUCCUCAGAAGAAACUAGGGGGCGUGAGGGGCUUAGGAGUAAGGGAGCCACUAACGUGGCUGCUCCGCAUAGAUGACAACUCUCAUAUGGAAUACAAGGGGCUUUAA